Molecule: messenger RNA, 1014 nt
Organism: Protopolystoma xenopodis
Lineage: Eukaryota; Metazoa; Platyhelminthes; Monogenea; Polystomatidea; Polystomatidae
Source: the annotation of a GenBank genome assembly
AUGUCCGUCGUCUGGAUCUAUAGUAUUGGCAGGUGGUACUUCGACCGCGUAAUCUUGGUGCCACGAUUGUUUGGGUGGACUCUACUGAAUGUGUUCAUGCAAAGCCUAGGAGCUGGACUGCGCCGAUAUAGGCCCACAAUUGCACGAGCUGUACUCACAUGGUUCACACGACCUCUACUUCUUCUAUCUGGUAUACUGCUGAUUACGCUAGGCGUCUACAUCAAUCACUAUGUCUUCCACCAUACCGACCGCCCGCUCAUUCUCAGUCUGCUUAGUUUGAUCACAGUCGGCUUCUUUGUAGGCUGGUGCGUUGGCCUAGCUGUCGGUCUUCGACAGCCCGGAGCCAAGGCGCUAGCCACCGAAUUGGCGGUCUUCAAUGGCCUGUUGGCCACCCCAGCUCUACGAAACGCACUGCAUGCGCCUGAAGGUGACCUUGUCUCUAUGGUGCCUCUCUGGGCUACCCUCUUGACUCCGAUCCCUAUGGUCUAUCAUGCUGUAGCUCGAGUUGGUCUGGAGUGGCUGCAGGCCCAGAUUGAUAGGCUGCGAGGACAAACAGGCGUAAAGUCAGGAGUCGACCCUACCGUGGCCCAAAUAGGCAUCAAUGGCGAAAAUGGGAAUUCGCCAUUCCCUUCAACCGGUCUGGCGGUGGCAGCUGCGGCAGCCAUAGCGCUAGGACCGGCCGUGACAACUGAAUCCGGCGACAACCAUCGCCGAAAACGGCGAGACCAUUCGCGUGACGAGAGGACAUCUAGUCGCGAGGCAAGUCAGGCCGGUACAAGUCCUUCUGAAGGCCGUCCCAAAGAAUAUGACAUUCACCAUGAAAGCUUUCCAACAGAAAUGCAGCGACAGGAAAACGAGCCGAAUUCAACCAAUACCACGCAAUCAGCCUUAGCUAGAGGCCUGCCACCUUCAAUAUCCGGUCUGUUGUUGGAGGAGACAUGGCAAGCUGGGGAAAAGCCAAAGUCGAUGACAGAAAACCUUAAUCAGACGUGUAAAAACCAAAUAUUAAGCCGA